CGAUCAGUAGAUAGAGAGAGAGACUGGAGACAGAUCCACUAAACUUUUUAUUUUCAUCAUUUUAACCAAAACAAAAGAAGAGAAUAUGGCUUCCUCGUAUCUCAAUAAACUUCUCAUCAUCAACAUCUUCUUCUUUAUCUCUCUCUGUUCUCCUUCUUCCCUCUCUUCUUCUUUGCCAUCUUCUCAAACCAUCUCUCCCUUCCAACAGCUUUCGCCGGAGAUCGCUCCUCUCCUCCCUUCCCCCGGCGAUAAUCUACCUUCCGACGACGGCGCCGGCACAAUCCCUUCUUCCCCGAGCCCUCCUGAUCCCGACACGAACGGCGAUUCCUCCCAUCCUGACCCGUUGGCCUUUGCUCCCUUCGCUUCUCCGCCGGUUUCUUCUACUGCUCCGCCGUCUCAUUUUGCCGCCGGAGUUUUACUCAUCUCCGUUGUCGUCUCCUCCGCCUCGCUCCGGCUUCGUGGCAUUAUAUCGCUAAAGUAGUUUACUUACUUCACUUAUACAUCAAUCGAACUUUUUGGU
This is a messenger RNA of Eutrema salsugineum, 520 nucleotides long. RefSeq names its product classical arabinogalactan protein 25. The transcript has a single exon. The coding region runs from base 86 to 481 and encodes 131 amino acids. The record is from RefSeq and is a predicted model, not a curated record. Lineage: Eukaryota; Viridiplantae; Streptophyta; Magnoliopsida; Brassicales; Brassicaceae.